This is a messenger RNA of Penicillium bovifimosum, 957 nucleotides long. Its product is annotated as lactoylglutathione lyase GLO1. NCBI's taxonomy places the organism in Eukaryota, Fungi, Ascomycota, Eurotiomycetes, Eurotiales, Aspergillaceae. Bases 1 to 957 code for a protein of 318 amino acids. The record is from RefSeq and is a predicted model, not a curated record. Gene Ontology annotation, molecular function: lactoylglutathione lyase activity; metal ion binding. The transcript is spliced from 3 exons.
AUGACUACCGAUACCGCCACCUAUAAGCUCAACCACACGAUGAUGCGGGUCAAAGACCCGCAGCGUUCGGUGGAGUUUUACCAAUUCCUUGGCCUGAGCUUGGUCAACAAGAUCGACAUGCCCGAAUGGAAGUUCUGCAACUACUUCCUGGCCUACAAUGGUCCGGCCUCCCUCCAGGGCGAUCGUCACUGGACCGAUCGCAACGCAGUGCUGGAAUUGACUCACAACUACGGUACUGAAAACGACCCCAACUACAGCGUGGUGAACGGCAACACAGAACCCCACCGCGGCUUCGGUCACAUUGCUAUCUCAGUCGACAACAUCGAAGCCGCCUGCAAGCGCAUCGAGGAUGCUGGCUACCCCUUCCAGAAGAAGUUGACCGAAGGCCGUAUGCGCAACAUCGCCUUCGCCAAGGAUCCCGAUGGAUACUGGGUGGAGAUCAUUCGCCGCUCCGAUGAGGAUCUCAGCACUACCACCGACCCGGGUAGCUACCGCUUGAACCACACCAUGCUGCGCGUGAAGGAUGCCGAGGCCAGCUUGAAGUUCUACCAGGAAUCUAUGGGCAUGACUUUGGUCCGCACCAUUGAGAACCCGGAUAACAAGUUCAACUUGUACUUCCUGGGAUACCCUGCCUCCAACCCCGAAAUCAAAGAGGACGCCAAGAAUGGAGUGGCCGAAUGGGAAGGUCUGUUGGAGUUGACCUGGAAUUACGGCACGGAGAAGCAGGAGGGCCCUGUCUAUCACAACGGCAACACCGAGCCCCAAGGUUUCGGUCACAUUUGUAUCUCUGUGGACGACCUCCCAGCUGCAUGCGAACGCUUCGAAAACCUGAAGGUUGACUUCAAGAAGCGCCUGACGGACGGACGGAUGAACAACAUUGCAUUUAUUUUGGAUCCCGAUGGAUAUUGGAUUGAGGUGGUACAGAACGAGAAGAUUAAGCGUACCUCCAACUGGUAG